This is a messenger RNA of Camarhynchus parvulus, 5128 nucleotides long. It is a transcript of the gene PAX3, whose product is annotated as paired box 3. Gene Ontology annotation, biological process: anatomical structure development; regulation of transcription by RNA polymerase II. The coding region runs from base 221 to 1786 and encodes 521 amino acids. Lineage: Eukaryota; Metazoa; Chordata; Aves; Passeriformes; Thraupidae. Gene Ontology annotation, molecular function: DNA-binding transcription factor activity, RNA polymerase II-specific; RNA polymerase II cis-regulatory region sequence-specific DNA binding. The transcript has 8 exons. The record is from RefSeq and is a predicted model, not a curated record.
CCCAGCCCGGCGGGGCUCCGGCCCGGCCCUGCCCUCCCGGUGCGGGGCAGCGCGGGUCACUGACAAAGGGGCAGCGGCGGAGCUGCCUCCUCCCCGCCCCUCGGCGGCAUCCCCCACCCCCUCCGGGACCGCUCCUGAUUCGGCGGGGCCCGCUGACAGCGCGGGUCUCCCCUAGAUCAGCCCUCACCUGGAUAUAACCCUGCCGGCCGCUGCCGCUGCGAUGACAACUCUGGCCGGAGCUGUCCCCAGGAUGAUGCGCCCCGGGGCCGGGCAGAACUAUCCCCGCAGCGGGUUCCCGCUGGAAGUCUCUACCCCUCUAGGCCAGGGCAGAGUCAAUCAGCUCGGAGGAGUGUUUAUCAAUGGCAGGCCUUUACCCAACCAUAUCCGGCACAAGAUAGUGGAGAUGGCCCACCAUGGCAUAAGGCCCUGUGUCAUCUCCCGCCAGCUGCGAGUGUCCCACGGCUGCGUCUCCAAAAUUCUCUGCAGGUACCAGGAGACGGGCUCCAUCCGGCCGGGGGCCAUCGGCGGCAGCAAGCCCAAGCAGGUGACGACGCCGGAUGUUGAGAAGAAAAUAGAGGAAUACAAGAGGGAAAACGCGGGCAUGUUCAGCUGGGAGAUCCGGGACAAGCUGCUGAAGGACGGCGUGUGUGACCGCAACUCGGUGCCGUCAGUGAGCUCCAUCAGCCGCAUCCUGAGGAGCAAGUUUGGGAAAGGCGAGGAAGAGGAGGCUGAGCUGGAAAGAAAAGAGGUGGAGGAAGGCGACAAGAAGGCCAAGCACAGCAUUGAUGGCAUCCUCAGCGAAAGAGCACCUCAGUCUGAUGAAGGCUCUGACAUCGAUUCUGAACCAGAUUUGCCUUUAAAAAGAAAGCAGCGUCGCAGCAGGACAACCUUCACAGCAGAACAACUGGAAGAGCUGGAAAGAGCUUUUGAGAGGACACACUACCCUGACAUUUACACCAGGGAAGAACUUGCACAGAGAGCCAAGCUCACAGAGGCUCGUGUCCAGGUCUGGUUUAGCAAUCGUCGUGCCAGAUGGAGGAAACAGGCAGGAGCCAACCAACUGAUGGCUUUCAACCAUCUGAUCCCUGGAGGAUUCCCACCCAGUGCCAUGCCAACUUUGCCAACGUACCAGCUCUCUGAGCCCUCCUACCAACCCACCUCCAUACCCCAAGCCGUGUCUGAUCCAAGCAGUACCGUCCACAGACCUCAGCCUCUCCCUCCAAGCACUGUACACCAAAGCAGCCUCCCUUCGAACCCCGAGAGCAGCUCUGCCUAUUGCCUGCCCAGCACCAGGCAUGGAUUUUCCAGCUAUACAGACAGCUUUGUGCCUCCAUCCGGGCCCUCCAAUCCCAUGAACCCUGCCAUUGGCAAUGGCCUCUCACCUCAGGUAAUGGGACUCCUGACUAACCACGGUGGUGUGCCUCACCAGCCCCAAACUGAUUAUGCCCUGUCUCCUCUAACUGGGGGCCUGGAGCCCACCACUACUGUGUCAGCCAGCUGCAGCCAGAGGUUAGAGCACAUGAAGAGCUUAGACAGCCUGCCCACAUCCCAGUCCUACUGCCCACCAACCUACAGCACCACGGGAUACAGCAUGGACCCCGUCACGGGCUACCAGUACGGCCAGUACGGCCAAAGUGAGUAUGGCACAUUGGCACUGGGAAGGGCACCCAGCUGCCCACAGACUGAGCUGGCUGUCUGUCUGUCUGUCUGUGAGGAAGGGAGUUCUGAGCAGAGAUCCUCAGGGCUCACUGCUACUUCUCCUCAAAGCCAUGCACUGGUGAGAUAGCUGAUUGUUCAAGCAGGAUUUCUGCUGCAUAAUUAUUUUCUUAAGUGAUGUCAACAACAUCUUGAUGUUAUUAAUUGUUGAGACAUGAAACCUGAUUGCCAUUAGGUAAAACAUAAGAGUUGUCCAAAAUGAAAUAACCGCUGGCAUUCCACUAUUAGAAACACAUGUUCUUAAUGAGGUCAGCUCAAGAAUCAUUACAGUAUAUAAUCCCAGAUACAUAGAGUUUUGUCAAACUUGUCCUAGGAAUAAAAAUAUUAGUCCCUUUCCUUUGAUACAUCAGUAUUAAAUAUGACAUUGUCAACCUGUAGUUGGCAUGGCCCCAUGCUGUGAGGUUGUCACAGCAUGACUUAAAAAGCUUCUUUUGCUUUUUUGCAGGUGCCUUUCAUUAUCUGAAGCCAGAUAUUGCAUAAAUGAACUGUCCACUUCAAGUUAAAGCUGGUCUUGUUUUCCGGUCUCACUCCAAGGCUUGGAUAUGAGGGAUCUUCUCAACACAGUGCAGCCUAAACUGGGGCAGUCCCACUGAGAGAAACAAGCUUGUUAUAUUCUCUCCAGUCAUAGCUUUUAGUAGAUUUUUGAAGGCUGGACAAAGCUAUACAGAAGACAAAGGCCAAAAGCAAUAAUGAAUAAAUGUGACAUGCUUCAUUAUGAGUGGGUAUACAAAACAGAGCAGUAUUUAACAUCACAGCCUGGCAAAUAUUCCAUUUUUUUUGUUGUUGUUGAAAUUAAUGUGCAUUGAUUGGGACAAAUGGAACAUUUCGAAACUAAACUUAGAGCAGUUGAGCUCUGUGUACUCUGACUCAUCUGACAUCCAGUGCUGACUUUAGUCUAACUUUAAAACAGCUCAGUUUCUGAAGCAAGGUUGGAAGAGCCUCUCACUGUACACACUGGAAAUUGUCAUCAAGAGGAAACGUCACAGUCCCUAGGAAGCUGGAUAAGUGUGAAAGACUUCCCGAGCAACUCAUUGGUUACCUUGCUGUGCUUUUGUAAUCACCUUGUCAAUAAACGUCACUCACAGGUUUGGCUUCACCAAGAGAGGAGAUCUUGUGUAACAUGGAACCCAGAUUUUACCUUUUUGUAUGUGUUUUCCCAGUGUGUUUUACCUUUUUAAACAAAUAUGGGAGACAAAAAACCCCACCAACAACGCGACUGAUUUUUCACAACUGCCUAGCAAUGUGCAAUACUGUGUACCUCACACAAACUUUGGGAUCAUCCAAAGUCAUAGAUAUAGAAUCAGAACUAUAUUUUUGCAGGUACUUUUAUUUUUGCAGUGCAUAAUUCCUGACGAUAAAAUACAGAAAUGUUGCAGUCUGCUGGAUUACUGAAAUCCAGCUUGCUAAUCAUGAUUUAAAGGUCAUCUUCAGGAAACAAUAGGAAGAAAUUACGUUUACAUGUUUUUUAGUGCUGUACAGGACAUAGAGAUGGACCUGUAUUUGACACAUCUGUUUAAAUUAUACAGCAAUAUCCAAUAUAGACAGUAUAAUUAUAGGAACCAAGGUUUACAAGAAGUUUGCAUCGUGACAUUUUAGAAUGUCAAUAAAUUUGUGUUUUGUGAUGUUGAGAGGAAGAGGACGAUGGAAGGUGGGAUUAUUUAUUUCUCUCUAUUCGUGGAACAAAGAGGGAGGCAGAACACAAAUACAUUCCUUUUAGAGUUAAGGACUAUGAAGUAGUGAGUUAGACUAGGUUCAGUACAGAGGUUAGUUCACACAACGGUCUUAAGGGUGAUGGAAAAAUGAAAUAUUAUCUUUGUGUUGCAGCCUCUACAACAAAAUGUGUUGUAAAAAAAAGAAAAACCCAAACAAGCAAACAAAAAAAAAAUCAAAAAAAGAAAACAAAAAACAAAUGUCUUUCAUGUAAAAAGUUCAGUAAAUAUUUACUAUUUAUAAUGAAUAAACAUUAUGAAGACUUUCAAAGCACUGAUGAUUUUGUCCUAAAAUGUAGUAUUGUGAUAAAUACAUUGAUACAUUUUAAUCUGAAUAUCAUGAAGAAAUAAACCAUGUUAUCUUCGAUGCAGCCUGUAUUCGUUAUUUGAGUGUAUUCUGCACACAUCCUGGGCUGGGGGAGCAUUGGGCAGCCUCUGUGGCCAGGUGCUGCUUGUGUGCCCUGUGGAACUCUGUGUGUGGCUGGCUGUGUGUGAGAUAAUGAACUUUGCAUUUUCUGAGCACCGUGGGUACCAGUAGUGCAUCUGCCCAACAAGGGAAAAGCCCUUGCCAUGCAUUCAAAAUGAAAUAGCAUAGGUUUAAACCCAGCACAAGUAGGGCAAUUGGGAUGGCUUCAGAAAAUGCAGGGACUUUGUAAUCAGUUAUGGGUGGUAUCUGUCCUGAAUUAUAUUUUUUUUUCCUCAGAAGCCUCAAGAAUUUUUUAAUAGGCCUACACACAAACUGAUUGUAACAUGGAGAAGACCCUUCAAAAUGGGUGGAGUAAAUUUUACUGCCAAAUCAGUGUGCAAGGGAAUUUUACUUCACCCCAGGCUUGGAGAACAUUUAAUUUCCUCACUAUUUUGUAGGGGAUGUAACCACCUUUAAUUUCUUUCUGCCUUUUUUUCUGUGUGCAUUUUAUUUUUAUUUUGUUCUUUUAAGUCUAGCCCUUUUCCCUCAGAAAAGGAAGGAAUAUAUUUCUUGAACAGAGGCCAUUAAAAAAGGGGAAAGGAGAUUUCUUUUUUUUUUCCUUUCCAGUUUCUGUUUCUCUGAUGCACUUUUUAACUUCUGAGACAACUGAAAUUUAAAACUCUCUUAUUAACACCUAUUCCUUUCUCCAAACUGCUUUUUUUUCCUGAAUUUUUCAAUGUUGCUUCCCAGGACUUGGCCCUUGACAGGGGCCUCAUGUCCUUGCUGCAAAGGCCAUGUAAACUAUUUCCCACUUGCAAUUCCUUUUCUGUAAACCACUGGAUAGAAUCCUGCUUGCUUGCACAGUUUGGAACUGGGUGCUCCUUCCCAAGAGGAGCGUACCCUUGUCCCAGGGCGAUUGAAAAAUGUCACCUUCCUUUUCUGUUCCAGCAGCUGCAGGGCUGGGGGAGCUGUGAUUUCUCCCCAUCCCCUCAAUCCCACUGAGGUGCUUCACUGACCUCACAUUAGGGAAUUUUGGGCAUUUUGGCUGCUCCAUCCUCUUCUCAAGGGUGUCCCAAGUACUUUCCUGUCUGAGAGCCUAAUGCAGAGCAGGAGAGACUGGAAACAAGACAGAUAGGGAGGAAAGGCCCUGUCCCUGCCCAUGGUGGAGGGUUGGAACUGGAUGAUCUUUAGGGUCCCUACCAACCUCAACCAUUCUAUGAUUCUUUGAAAAUCAUCCAUUCUUCUCACACUCAAGCCACGCAAUGGAGAACUGGGAGGAGCUCUUGUCAUGGGAAGG